CACAGUCCACACAGGGGCCUGCACUCCCAGGGCCUGGCCUGGAGGAAGGGCCUGGAUGUGGGGGCGCUCAGCCCAGCACCGAGGUGUCCGUUUUCCAGUCCCUUCCGGACCAAGUCGUCCUGUCAGGAGAGGCAAGCCCCUCGGCCUCCCAGCCUCUUCCUUCUGGCCAGCCCCGCCCAGCAGCUCCUGGGGUUGGUUAAACCCCCUACAAGGGCAUUUGAAGGGAGCCCUCUCCUGCCUAUCCUUGGGGGGGCGGGAGCAGAGGCCUUGGGGCUGGCCCUACCCGGCACAGCCUGGUCCCGUCACCUCGGUGGAAUGUCACCUGUGGAGCAGAGCAUGUUGAGCAAUUGGCUGACCGCUGAGGAGGCACCUCUCUGGAGCCCCCAUCCCGUGCCCACUCACCCCCAGCCCCGGCUUCUGAGGCCCGUUCGGGGAAGGCUGCGGUGAGGACCUCCCUUGGCCAGCGGGGAAGGGCCGGGCUGGCCACCAUGGCGACGCUCUUCCCCCACUCGCAGCGGCGCCCCCCGCUCUUGCGACAGGCCAUCAAGAUAAGGCGCCGCAAGGUCAGAGAUCUGCAGGAUCCCCUGCCCCCGAGGGCUCAGGAGGUUGAGACUCCAUCCCACCACUUCUCCUCUGAGGAGCGGGCCCUGCUCUACGAGGAAGCUCUCUACACUGUCCUGUACCGCCUGGGUCAGCCCGAGCCCAACCAUGUGGGGGAGUCCUCUGAGCUGCUGCGAUACCUGCAGGAGGCCUUCCACAUGGAGCCCGAGGAGCACCUGCAGAUGCUGCGGCAGGUCCAGGAGCUCGAGAAGCCAGUAUUUUGUCUGAAAGCGACGGUGAAACAAGCCAAAGGCAUUCUGGGCAAGGAUGUCAGUGGGUUCAGUGACCCCUACUGCCUGCUGGGCAUCAUCGAGCAGGGGGCAGCCGUGCCAGGGGGCAGCCCCGGGCCCCGGCGUCGGCAGAAGGCCGUGGUGAGACACACCAUCCCGGAGGAGCAGACCCACCGCACCCAAGUCAUAACCCAGACGCUCAACCCCGUCUGGGACGAGACCUUCAUCCUAGAGUUUGGGGACAUAAACAACGCCAGCUUCCAUCUGGACAUGUGGGACCUGGACACCGUGGAGUCUGUCAGACAGAAGCUCGGGGAGCUCACGGAUCUGCACGGGCUUCGUAGGAUCUUUAAGGAGGCCCGGAAGGACAAAGGCCAGGACGACUUUCUGGGGAACGUGGUGCUGAGACUGCAGGACCUGCACUGCCGGGAGGACCAGUGGUACCCUCUGGAGCCCUGCACAGAGACCUACCCAGACCGCGGUCAGUGCCACCUCCAGUUCCAGUUCAUUCACAAGCGGAGAGCCACCGUGGCCAGCCGCUCCCAGCCCAGCUACACCGUGCACCUCCACCUGCUGCAGCAGCUCGUGUCCCACGAGGUCACCCAGCACCAGGCAGGCAGUACCUCCUGGGAUGGGUCGCUGAGUGCCCACGCUGCCACCAUCCUCUUCCUCCACGCCACGCAGAAGGACCUAUCCGACUUCCACCGGUCCCUGGCGCAGUGGCUGGCCUACAGUCGCCUCUACCAGAGCCUGGAGUUCCCCAGCAGCUGCCUCCUGUACCCUAUCACCAGCAUCGAGUACCAGUGGAUCCAGGGCCGGCUCAAGGCAGAGCAGCUGGAGGAGCUGGCCACCUCGUUCAACUCCCUGCUGGCCUACGGCCUCUCCCUCAUCCGGAGGUUCCGGUCUGUCUUCCCCCUCUCCGUCUCCGACUCCCCAGCUCGGCUGCAGUCUCUCCUCAGGGUCCUGGUACAGAUGUGCAAGAUGAAGGCCUUUGGAGAACUGUGCCCCGACAGCCGCCCCCUGCCCCAGCUGGUGACCGAGGCACUGCGAACUGGCACCGUUGAAUGGUUCCACCUCAAGCAGCAGCACCAUCAGCCCAUGGUGCAGGGCUUGCUGGAGGCGGCCAAGGCCUUACUGAGCCUGGUACAGGACAUCACUGGCGACCUGCACCAGUGCCAGCGCACAUGGAACAAGAUCUUCCACAACGUCCUCAAGACCGACCUCUUCUCCGUGGCUUUCCAGGAGCUGCAGUGGCUGGUGGCCAAGAGAGUGCAGGACCACACGGCGGCGGUGGGCGACGCCGUGACCCCGGAGAUUGGCGAGAGUCUGUUCCAGCUCUACGUCAGCCUCAAGGACCUCUGCCGGCUGGGCCCGGUCCCCUCGGAGAGGGAUGGAGUCCUGGCCUUGGACGGCUUCCACCGCUGGUUCCAGCCGGCCAUCCCCUCCUGGCUCCAGAAGACGUACAGUGUGGCCCUGGCGCGUGUGCAGCGCGCUGUGCAGAUGGACGAGCUGGUGCCCCUGGGUGAACUGACCAAGCAUAGCACGUCGGCUGUGGAUCUGUCCACCUGCUUUGCCCAGAUCAGCCACACCGCCCGGCAGCUGGACUGGCCUGACCCGGAGGAGGCCUUCAUGAUCACUGUCAAGUUCGUGGAGGACACCUGCCGUCUAGCCCUCGUGUACUGCAGCCUUAUAAAGGCCCGGGCCCGUGAGCUCUCUGCAGGCCAGAAGGACCAAGGCCAGGCAGCCAACAUGCUGUGUGUGGUGGUGAACAACAUGGAGCAGCUGCGGCUGGUGAUCGGCAAGCUGCCCACCCAGCUGGCCUGGGAAGCGCUGGAGCAGCGGGUAGGGGCUGUGCUGGAGCAGGGGCAGCUGCAGAACACGCUGCAUGCCCAGCUGCAGAGCGCUCUGGCUGGGCUGGGCCAUGAGAUUCGAACUGGCGUCCGCACCUUAGCCGAACAGCUCGAGGUGGGCAUUGCCAAGCACAUCCAGAAACUUGUGGGCAUCAAGGAGUCUGUCCUGCCUGAGGAUGCUAUUCUGCCCCUGAUGAAGUUCCUGGAGGUGAAGCUCUGCUACAUGAACACCAACUUGGUGCAGGAGAACUUCAGCAGCCUUCUGACCCUGCUCUGGACGCACACACUCACGGUGCUGGCGGAGGUGGCGGCCUCCCAGCGGAGCUGUCCCCUGGCCUCCAGCAGGCUGAAGAUUGCACUACAGAACCUGGAGAUCUGCUUCUACGCCGAGGGCUGCGGUCUGCCGCCUGAGGCCCUGCACACGGCCACCUUCCAGACGCUGCAGAGGGACCUGGAGCUGCAGGCAGCCUCCAGCCGGGAGCUCAUCGAGAGGUACUUCUGCAGCCGCAUCCAGCAGCAGGCGGAAACCGCCUCCGAGGAGCUCGGGGCCGUCACGGUCAAGGCUUCCUACCGCGCCUCUGAGCAGAAGCUGCGCGUGGAGCUGCUCAGCGCCUCCAGCCUGUUGCCCUUGGACUCCAAUGGCUCCAGCGACCCCUUUGUCCAGCUGACCUUGGAGCCCAGGCACGUGUUCCCUGAGCUGGCCCCUCGGGAGACCCAAAAGCACAAGAAGGACCUCCACCCACUGUUUGAUGAGACCUUUGAAUUCCUGGUGCCUGCCGAGCCCUGCCGCAAGGACGGGGCGUGCCUCCUGCUCACAGUGCUGGACCACGACACGCUGGGGGCUGACGACCUGGAAGGGGAGGCCUUCCUGCCACUGCACUCCGUGCCGGGCCUGACGGGGACCGAGGAGCCUGGCGAGGUGCCUCAGACCCGCCUGCCCCUCACCUACCCCGCACCCAACGGGGACCCAGUCCUGCAGCUGCUGGAGAGCCGGAAGGGUGAUCGCGAGGCCCAGGGGUUUGUGCGGCUGCGGCGGCAGCGAGCCAAGCAGGCCUCCCAGCACGCCCCGCCACCAGGGCGGUAGCGGUGGAGGUCGGGUCCCCCCCCAUCACAGUGCAGCGCUCCCGCCCGGCCUAACACUGCGGAGGGGCGUCCCAGCACGCAGGGCUCCUGCGGCCCGAGCCAGGGCCCACGGUGAUGGGGGCCCCACUGGCAGUGCUUGUACUCCCCUCCGUCCUCCCUGCGGCCCCUAGGGAGGGGAGGUGGCUAUCUGCAUCCCUUGCCCCUGCUCCCCUCUUAGGGAAAAGGAAGGCCCGCUCCAGCCACUGGGGUGGAGGGCCCCGUUCCUUGAGGCUGCUCUUCAGCAGCCAUGAUGAAAGGAGCCUGGGUCCUCUCCUGAGGGGGCUGCCAGCACUCAGGCUGAGAAGCCAAGGACCUUCUCUGGCUCCGAAGGGAUGAGAACUGGCAGGCAGUGGGGCUGGCACAGCGGGACAAAAACAGAAGGGACAGUUUGGCUGUGUCUGCUAAGGACAUGUCCUCCAGGGGACUACCUGCCACCUAGAAACUUUCUUAGCAAAAAUAAAGAAAUGAACAACCA
This is a messenger RNA of Phacochoerus africanus (Common warthog), 4277 nucleotides long. RefSeq names its product unc-13 homolog D (gene UNC13D). Lineage: Eukaryota; Metazoa; Chordata; Mammalia; Artiodactyla; Suidae. The transcript is spliced from 33 exons. The record is from RefSeq and is a predicted model, not a curated record. The coding region runs from base 489 to 3764 and encodes 1091 amino acids.